AUGGUUCAUAUCUUACUCGAUCAACACAAUCCCGAGGAGACCGCAUUGGAGGCUCCUUACCUGAAAUUGUACACUUUUGGCACUCCUAACGGCCGCAAGGUUUCCACACUGUUGGAAUUGCUGCAUUUGGAUUACCAUGUCCAUUCCCUGGAUAUAACCAAGAAUGAGAGCAAGCAAGACUGGUUUUUGAAAAUUAAUCCCAAUGGUAGGAUCCCAACUUUGACGGAGGCUGAUUCCAAUGGCAAUCAGUUUUCGAUCAGCGAGUCUGGGGCUAUUCUGCUGUAUCUGGCUGACAAAUACGACAAAGACCGCAAAUUCUCGUACGCUUACGGAACAAAAGAAUACUAUGAGGAAUUGGAGUGGUUAAUGUUCCAAAUGGCCGGCGUGGGACCAAUGACAGGGCAAGCUAAUCAUUUUGUGAGGUUUACCAAGGAAGAUAUCCCUUAUGCCAAAAAGCGUUAUCUGGACGAAGUACGCCGUCUCUGCUCAGUUUUGGAGGAAAGAUUGGAAAGAAACCCACACAAAGCCUUGUUCUUAGUUGGAGAUCAUUUGUCUUUGGCUGACAUUGCCACCUACCCAUGGAUUUAUGGUCUGAAAUUUUUGGACAUUGAUGUCAAUGAUUAUCCAAAAUUGGCUCAAUGGGCAGAACAAAUCUCAAAGAUAGAGGAGGUCAAGAAGGGUAUGAGUGUACCAUAA
Komagataella phaffii GS115 is the source of this 696-nucleotide messenger RNA. RefSeq names its product Nitrogen catabolite repression transcriptional regulator. The record is from RefSeq and is a predicted model, not a curated record. The transcript has a single exon. NCBI's taxonomy places the organism in Eukaryota, Fungi, Ascomycota, Pichiomycetes, Pichiales, Pichiaceae. Bases 1 to 696 code for a protein of 231 amino acids.